Messenger RNA from Theobroma cacao (cacao), 1330 nucleotides. RefSeq names its product mitochondrial arginine transporter BAC2-like. Gene Ontology annotation, biological process: transport. NCBI's taxonomy places the organism in Eukaryota, Viridiplantae, Streptophyta, Magnoliopsida, Malvales, Malvaceae. The record is from RefSeq and is a predicted model, not a curated record. Gene Ontology annotation, molecular function: transmembrane transporter activity.
CUUGCCGGCAGCUCACGGGCUCACCCACAAUCGCCGCUUCCCCGCCAGCCGCCCAUCCUUCAUUUUAUUCAUCCGACAGCCACGAAUUGAGGUUUGAAUGGAUGAGUUGUUGCAGAACCAUUUGUUUGCAACUCAUGCAAUUGUCGCUUCAGGUUCUGUGGUAUUCGCCACUGCUCUUACUUACCCUUUUGACGCUAUCAAAUCACUUAUUCAGGUUGGUUCAGGUUCCAGUAAGCAAUUAACCGCCUCUCAGGUUAUAAAUCGAGUUCGAGCUUUGUCAGGAAAUUCAGGUUUGUAUAGUGGCUUUGAGUGGUUGGCCUGGGGGAGAAUUUUUGGUUUGGGAGCUCGCUUUGGAAUAUAUGAAGUUUUGACAGCCUUCUGUAAAGAUGGUCGAGAAGACAAUUAUGUGUAUGUCUCUGAGGCCCUUAUGGCAGGAAUGGCAGCUGGUGCUGUGGAGUCGCUAACAAGCUCGCCUUUUGAACUUAUUAAACUUCGCGCGCAAGUGACCUCUGCUUCUCGCUUUUCAAGAUCGACUCCAGUAACAGAAAAUAAAUCUGUUGUGCCAGCAAUUGCCCGAUUACUAUGUGGAUAUACACCAGAGAUGAGAACAUUGAACCAUUCGGUAGGAAUGUUGUCCAUCUUAAACAGCAAACAUCCUAAUAUGGUUGGUGCCAUACAAGAUUACCCCUGGAUGAUGACUGGGUCUGGGAAGCCACCACCAGUUUAUGAUGUUCGGAGGCCAUCCCAAAUCAUUUCUUUGGAAGGAUGGGGUGCAUUAUGGAGAGGCCUUCGUUCUGGAGUUGCUCGAGACUCUAUAUUUGGUGGCAUAUUCUUCUCCACUUGGCAAUUUUUACAUCGAGCAAUGCUAGACUGGAAGGCAGUUGGGAUGGAUCCCCUACCCAGGUGUGACGAAGAAAUUGGUCCACUCUCCCCUUUAGCUGUUAGUCUUGCAGCUGGGUUUUCAGGUUCAGUUGCUGCUGCUGCAUCUCACAGUUUUGACACUGCCAAAAGUCGAUCACAAUGUAUAGUGUUGCCCAAGUUCAUUUCAAUGGAGAGAAAGCUUCUCAAGUGGAAAAUACCAGGGAAAAGAUUUGAGAGAAUUACAGGGAUUCACCCGGCAGACAGAAAUGUCUUAUAUCAUGGCAUUUGGCCACGGAUGGCUCGUAGUGGGAUAGCAUCAUUCUUGUUAGUGGGAAGUUAUUAUUUGUCCAUUAAUUAUCUUGUUUCAAGUAAUUGAUAAUUUGAGCAUGUAAUUCAUUAUCUAAAAAGAAUGUUCACGAAUCAGGUUGGGUUAGUUCACUUCUUUUUAAAAUAAAAUUCAUUUUUAUAA